Aureobasidium melanogenum CBS 110374 is the source of this 846-nucleotide messenger RNA. RefSeq lists its product as uncharacterized. The record is from RefSeq and is a predicted model, not a curated record. The transcript has a single exon. Bases 1 to 846 code for a protein of 281 amino acids. NCBI's taxonomy places the organism in Eukaryota, Fungi, Ascomycota, Dothideomycetes, Dothideales, Saccotheciaceae.
AUGACUUCAACUUUCGCACGUACGAGUCCUAUCGCCGGGCCUUCAUCAGGACCGUCACAAAUCGGCAACGUUACGCUUCAUACCGCAAUUCUCGCAAGCCAGAACACGAUACCUCAACAAACAGUCGAAUCGACGAAGGCACAGACAACGGAUUAUGGAGAGCCAACUGCAGCCUCCUGUUUUGCUCUGAGACGACGCAUCCUUACCAAAGGCUUCAAGAAGGUCUUCCACUCGAGACGCCCCAAACGUAAGGGUGUGCCAUCACCAGCACACUCCAUCCAGUUGUCGGAUGAGGAAGACCAACCCGUGAGGAUGUCUGCGUCAGAACAAAGGGGACGAAAGACCACGGCAAGACUACCGCUCGGUGCCAGGAGACCACCAACAUUGUAUGACGAUGGACAAGGAUCCUGGGUUGGCGAAUUCGGGUACAUCUACAGCGGCGGUUUGGAUUUGAAUAGAUCGCGUCUGAGUCUUGCUCUCUGUAGCGAAGUUGGACGUGCUCCUCGCCCAUCACUUGAAGCAAAGGAUAAUCACCCGCGAAUGGGGUCCAGAGCUGUCGCAGGCUUGGAAAACGCCUGCGAUGGCGCUGCAGAACAAGAUCCAAGGGGAACAAGAAGCUUGGCUGGAGCAGGUGUCGAAGCCGAUAUCCAUCAAGAUCAGCAACUGUCAAGAGAUGGCGGCGCUCAUGACGACACUGAAUGCCAGCACAUGUCGAACGAGACAACAGAGGUUGCGCCCCUGGAGGAGAAAUGCGGGUCAUGCGAUGAAGACGAGGACCGAUGCGAGGACCCCGAAUGUAGCUGUCAAAAUCAUGGCAGAUGCUGUAGCGAUGGUGGUGACGACUGA